Molecule: messenger RNA, 2496 nt
Organism: Ilex paraguariensis (yerba mate)
Lineage: Eukaryota; Viridiplantae; Streptophyta; Magnoliopsida; Aquifoliales; Aquifoliaceae
Source: the annotation of a GenBank genome assembly
AUUGCACUCACGCGCACAGCAAAACCCACCCAACGGAACCCCCAAUCCCACAUGCAGUCCAUCCUCCGUACCCGUCCAAAAUGCACCGCCCACCACCACCGCACUUUCUCGGCAGCCACCGCCGCCAUCAAAUGCGUUCGAGAUCGGGGCCUGGACCACGCGGUAGAAAAAGAAAGAAACCUCAAAGCAGUGCUCAAGCUCAAGAACUUUAUCAAAUCGGAGCCCUCGAAGUCCCUCCCACUCUCCAACAUAGCCCAAAACAAAGACAUCCUCAACAUCCCCAUCCGCCCAAUUGAUUUUAUCCGAAGAUACCCUUCGAUUUUCCAGGAAUUUCUCCCGGGCGGAAUUGGAAUCCACCCACAUGUCAAACUAACCCCAGAAAUUCUCGACUUGGAUGCCGAAGAGAAUUUGAUUUACCAGAGUGAAACCUACAAGCAAGAAGUGGCCGAUCGGCUUUUGAAGCUGCUGAUGAUAGCUAGAGUCAAUAAAAUCCCGUUGAAUAUCAUUGAUAGCCUAGAAUUGGAUAUGGGUUUGCCCCAAGAUUAUAGGAAAAGUAUAGUUCCUGAGUUCCCAGAUUAUUUUCAAGUUGUUAAAGGAAAUGAAUCAAUGUUGGAGCUGGUUUGUUGGAACAAUGAGUUGGCAGUGUCAGGUGUGGAAAAGAAGGCAAUGUGUGGGGAAAGGGGAAUGCCAAUUGCAUUUCCAGUGCAAUAUUCGAGGGGGUUUGAGUUGGACAAGAAGUAUAAGAAAUGGGUUGACGAUUGGCAAAAGUUGCCAUACAUUUCACCAUAUGAAAAUGCAUUUCAUUUAGCUCCCAAGAGUGAUGAGUCUGAUAAAUGGGCGGUGGCGGUGUUGCAUGAGGUUCUUAAUCUUUUUGUUCCAAGGAAGGUGGAGUGGGAGAGUAUACUUUGUCUUGGAGAGUAUUUGGGCUUGCGGUCGAGGUUUAAGAGGGCAUUGUUGCAUCAUCCGGGGAUAUUUUAUAUGUCAAGUAAGAUCGGAACACAUACUGUGGUUUUGAGGGAGGUUUAUAAGAGGGAUUUGUUGAUUGCGAAGCAUCCAUUGAUGACCAUGAGAUUUAGGUAUAUUCACCUUAUGAACAUGGUGAAGGAGAACCAUAAGUCAAAAAGUGUGCAAGGUAACAGUAAGCAAGAAAAGAUGACCAAUGAUUCCAAAAAAGGGGAGAGAGAAGAAUUGGAUGAUGAUGAAAAUGGAGAGAAACAAAAUGAGCUGUGUGGGAUGUCAGUUGAGGACAUCAGUGGUGAUGACUAUGAUGAUGAUGAUGAUGAUGAUGAAAAUGAAGAUGAAGAUGAGAGUAUAAUGAAUAGAGGAAGGGCAACCAGGAAGACAACGUUUGAAGACAAGAGGCCUUCAAGAGCUGUGUCAAAGGGCGCAGCUGGAAGAUACACCAGUAAAACUAUGGACACCAGUUUGGCAAGAUUUUCUGGAAGAGUGGAAAAGCGUAAUGGUCAAAAUGUUCGUGGGCGAUCACGAGAAAGGUUGAAUGUUCAGAGAACCAGGGGGAGGUCAAAUGAUGAUGAAGAUGAAGAUGAAGAUGAAGAUGAGAGUGCAAUGAAUAGAGGAAGGAGAACUAGGAAGACAACGUUUGAAGACAAGAGACCUUCAAGAGCUGUGUCAAAGAGCGCAGCUGGAAGAUACACUAGAAAAACUAUGGAAUCCAGUUUGGCAAGAUUUUCUGGAAGAGUAGAAAUGCGUAAUGGUCAAAAUGUUCGUGGGAGAUUAUGUGAAAGGUUGAAUGUCCAGAGAACCAGGGGGAGGUCAUUUGAGGAUGAAGAUGAAGAUGAGAGUGCAAUGAAUAGAGGAAGGACAUCUAGGAAGACAAUGUUUGAAGACAAGAAGCCUUCAAGAGCUGUGUCAAAGAGCGCAGCUGGAAGAUACAUCAGUAAAACUAUGGACACCAGUUUGGCAAGAUUUUCUGGAAGAGUAGAAAUGCAUAAUGGUCAAAAUGUUCGUGGGAGACCACGCGAAAGGUUGAAUGUUCAGAGAACCAGGGGGAGGUCAUAUGAUGAUGAUGAGAAUGAAGAUGAAGAUGAGAGUGCAAUGAAUAGAGGAAGGACAACGAGGAAGACUACAUUUGAAGACAAGAGGCCUUCAAGAGCUGUGUCAAAGAGCACAGCUGGAAGAUACACCAGUAAAACUAUGGACACCAGUUUGGCAAGAUUUUCUGGAAGAGUAGAAAUGCGUAAUGGUCAAAAUGUUCAAGGGAGAUCACGCUAAAGGUUGUGUUUUCAGAGAACCAGGGGAGGUCAAAACUAGACAGGAGGACUUCUAUGUAGCAGAGAUCCAAUUUUUUUGCGAUAACCGAGCAGGUAGGUUUGUUUGUACUUUGUCGGGAGUCAUGAGUCCACUCGUAUGCUGCUGGUGCAGCAUAUGACAUGACUUCAAAUUUAAUUUGCAGUUUUUUCAUCUCAUAUGUGCUGCUUAGUUAUCAUUCAUGUGCUUAAACAUUUGUAGCAUAGCUAUUGAGUUAUCAAAAUUGUG